Molecule: messenger RNA, 1121 nt
Organism: Haliotis rubra (blacklip abalone)
Lineage: Eukaryota; Metazoa; Mollusca; Gastropoda; Lepetellida; Haliotidae
Product: zinc finger HIT domain-containing protein 1-like
Exons: 6
Coding region: 24-494 (156 amino acids)
Biological process (GO): chromatin remodeling
Cellular component (GO): Swr1 complex
Molecular function (GO): nucleosome binding
Source: RefSeq, a predicted model, not a curated record
CCGGAUAUAGUAUCACUAGCAAGAUGGCGGGAGAAAAGCGUGAAUCAGGUCGUAUCAAAGAUGUCCAGCAGAGGAGAGUGCUGGAUGAGGCAGCUCGGCGCCGUAGACAAAGGAAAGCCCUCGAGGCACUUGAACAGGACAACUUUUCGGAAGAUCCUCAUGCUGAUUUGAAGAUGAGCAAGAAGGCGCCAAAGUUUGAUGAAGCAAUGGAUGCCAAUGCAACCAAGAGGAAGAGAAAGUCCAAAGGUGGUGAUUUCAAACAACGAUACCGUAAAAACUUUGCUGGUCUGCUAGAGGAAGAGCAAAUGCUGAACAAAGAGGAAGCCUCAUACUUCAGCGCCGGUGUUCCUCCAUCCAAGAUGCCGCCUCGACAUUUCUGUGCUGUGUGUGGGUUCCCCUCCAGUUACACCUGUGUUCAGUGUGGAGCUCGUUACUGCUCUGUGCGAUGUCUCGGGACACACCAGGACACUAGAUGCCUGAAAUGGACAGCUUGAGACUGAAUUGACAUCAAGUACUUGGUUCACAUACUUAGUGCCAGAUGCUGCCUAGAUAAGCUUCCCCCAGAAGAUGAAGACAAAACAAGCGGCUGCUGAUAGUGAUACAGCUUGCCGGUGUCUUGGCUGAUGAAAAGGAGUGAGUCAAACGACUGUGGCUACCUUUUGAGACUCUGGUGCUUAAGAGCUAUGGAGAUGAGAUGUAGGCUGUAAAUAUGUGACGAGAUAUCCCAUUUCCUCGACAAUGAGAAGUAUAGUAUUCACAGGGGCAGGGGAGGCAACUCCUUUGGAGAGAGAAAAGAUCAGGGAGGCAACUCCACACAGCCAUAAGUAAAUCUUUGAAAUAGAUGUUCCGUCAAGGUUGGCUAUUUCUAAAAUGAUAAACCACUGUACUGAUUGAACCAAGGCUAGACUUAAAGUCGCCUUUGAUCCUUGAGCUCAAUAAAUACCCACAUAUUUAAUCGAUUUUGAUGUCAGUAAACCGAUAAUAUCCCAGAGCUUUAGUUAGGCUACAGUGAUGGCAGUCAGACAUCUUGUACCCAAUUAACAAUACCAAUGUAAGACAUGUUGCUGUUCAGAGGCAAAAUGCCCUAUAUGUACGGAGGUUGUGCAAUAAAUACUAUUUUU